Lycium barbarum (goji berry) is the source of this 7562-nucleotide messenger RNA. RefSeq lists its product as uncharacterized. NCBI's taxonomy places the organism in Eukaryota, Viridiplantae, Streptophyta, Magnoliopsida, Solanales, Solanaceae. The record is from RefSeq and is a predicted model, not a curated record. The transcript has 22 exons. The coding region runs from base 162 to 7175 and encodes 2337 amino acids. Gene Ontology annotation, molecular function: helicase activity.
GUCAAACCGAGUUUUCGCCGAAAAAGAAAAGAAAACUAAUGUAAAAGACAGGAGAAUUUUGAUGCAUUUCCGUUUACGCGCAAAGAAAUUUUGAUACUCGUUGUUUCCCACCCUCACAGUGAGCAAAAUUGGGAGGGUCGAAAACCCUAAGAAUUGAAGGAAUGUCGAAGAAAGCGGUGACAAGGAGAGAGCUAUUGGACCGAUGGAGGGGCAUCGAAGAAGAAGACGACAACGACAACGACAACGACAUUGACCUUCUCAAGCGACAUCGUUUCCGCCACCUCAAAGAAGAAUGGUUUUCCGAUGCAUUCAACUACUUGAUCUUUUUGCCCGAAGAAAAUCAUAUUUGGUGUGGUUCCUGGGACCUGAUGGGCCCUCUUCUGGAGACUUUCUAUAAUUAUUUUAAGGAUGAUCGCAGUGAUUCUCCUCUAAAGCUCCUACUGGACAGAACAUCUAGGGAAAUGCGCCGGUGCACUCAAUGUAUAUGUCAAUACCAUCAAGCCCAAGAGCUUUAUAGUACAGAAUAUGACCCUAGUACCAUUGGUCCUCUUCUUGAGGUCUUGCGCACUCUUGACGAAGAAAGAAUCAGUCAACAUCUUAAAGAGAUUAAUAACAGAAUAAGAUGUGGAGAGUACGACAUAGUGCAUGGCAGUGGAGAAAUUGUUAGCAUCAUGCUUGAGGUUUUGAUGUUCCCGAUUUUGUUAGAUGAUUCUUAUUUGGCAAGUGAAUUUGAGACAUUCAUUGACGCAAUAGAUAAAACUCAUGAACUGACCUUGGGUGGACACCAGCAGUAUCCGGGAGUUUAUGCAUUACUUUUCCAUAAAGGCCGAAGAACUCGUUCUAUAGGUUUGCGAUUGGCUGGACGCAUGAGUAAAUUGAGGCAAUCUGCAGAUUUGGAUGCUUUGCAGCCUUUGUUGAAGAAAUACAUUUCUUAUUUGGCAACAGACAUUUUGCCAUCAUCUACUCCGAAUCCAAGGCCUAGGGUUGAGUUGGAUCGAGUAACUGUAUGGCUUGGGAUCAAAGCAUUGCUUGGAUUCUUGGAGCCUCCAACUUUUGAAGAAGGCAUUUUAGAUCGCUAUCCCAUUUUUCUGAGUGUCGUUCUCAACCAUAUUAGUGAUGAUUCACCAGAGUUUUCUUAUGCAGUUAAUUGUCUGAGAUUAUUGUUUGAGAUGCUUGGAUAUAAGCUUUGGUUGAAGACUUCACUAUCUCCAAGUGUGAUGCGCAACACACUAUUGGGUCAGUGUUUCCACACUCGAAAUGAGAAAAGCCAUAAGGAAAUUUUUGAUCUUUUCCAGCCUUUUCUACAGUCUCUUGAAGCUUUACAAGACGGAGAACAUGAAAAGCAACGGAGAAAUCUUCUUUAUUUUCUCCUGCAUCAAGUUACUGCGAGUAGUAACUUCAGCUUGCUCAUGAGAAAAAGGGCUUGCCAGAUAGCUCUUCUCAUAGUCCACCGAGGUUAUACUAUGAGCCCGCCUUCUCCGCCAUAUGAAUGUGCACAUAUGUGGGGACCUUCUCUUGUGUGCUCUCUGAAAGAUUCGUCACUUCACAGUUCUCUCCGUCAACCUGCCUUUGAUGUUAUUCAAACUAUUUUAGUUUCUGAUGCUUCAGCUCUGGUAACUUCAAUUCUGAAGUAUCAACUUGCUACGAGUGAUGAAAGAUGCUUGCCGUUCCAGCUUGAUGAAGAAGAGGGCCAAGGAAAUUUGUUUGGUUGUGAUUUUGAAGAAAAUGAUGUCAGUUGUUGGAAGGAAUUUAGUUCUCAAGCUGAUAUAACAUCAGAUUUAUGUGGGGAUUGGAUGUGCGUCCCAAUGUUGUGGUUUGAGGUUUUAGUUGAAAUUGAUCCCUUGAUUCUUCCAGUAUCAUUUGCUAAGGCUGUUUUCUGGGCUUUGUCACGCCUUUCUUUACUAGAAUCUGAUAAUGACUCUGAUAUUGAACCUUCAGUUGGUCAUUGGUUGAGAACCUGUGGUUCAGAUAUCUCUCAGGUUUUGAAUUGGAAGGUUCCAUCUGGUUCAAAUGAUGGUGGUGAGGGAGUGGAAUCUAAAAACUCCAUUAAGGUCUCAACAAAGUGUAUACCUUUAAUUAGGCUUUUCAAGAGGUCGACUGCUCAUUUCAUCAUCAGAAUGGAGCAAGGGGAGCUAAGGAAGCAGUGGACAUGGGAGCCCAUGAUGAGUGACAGUUUGAUUCUUCUGCUCGUGGAUCCCAACGAUAAUGCUAGACAUGUUGGUCGGUGUAUUCUUGAACAAGUUUCAAAUACACGUGGCCUAACAAGUGGACUGCAGUUUCUUUGCUCCAGCCAAUCUUCACUCUCAGCUACCUUUACAGGGUUAAGGCAUGGUCUAAAGCUGGUUCAGUUGGACUGCGUUCUAUCGGAAUAUCAGACUUUGCAUCAUUUCUUUUUUGUUUUGUGCAAACUACUAAAAGAAGGGAAUUCAUGUACCCAACCUCUAGUCAGAAAAUCAUCUGAGGACUCUAGUAUCUCAAAAUUUUCUUCUCAAGGGGGAUUCUUAAAGCAGCCAGUGCUGCAAACUCAAACUGAGCACAUGGACGCACAUAAAUCAGUUGUCAGUUCCAUUUUAUGGGAGAAAUUUUGUUGCUUACUCUCAGAAAUGGCUUGGAUCUCUGUUCAGAAGUGCUUGUCAGCUGGGAAGGUGUUUAUAGAUCAAAAACCAUCUCAGAUGACCUGCAUCAGAUUAUUAGAGACCCUUCCUGUUGUUUUUGGAAGGCUUUGCCGAGAUCCGACUACAGUGCUUAAUAAUGCAGUGACACAAUGUCUUUCUGAUCUGAUAGAUUGGGGACAUUCACCACUUGCAGUAGUGGUCAGAUAUUGGAAAGAUGCUUUAAUUUCAUUGCUGAUUCUGAUUAAGGCAUCAUGCAGCGGUGUCCCUGCCUCAUUAGCCGCAGAUAUUGAGAAACUUAUUUCAUGUGGUGAGUUUACUACUCUGUUUGAUAAUAUUUCAAUGAAUGUGUUGGCCAAACAAGUUGCUCGGCUUUCUGUUUCACUUGUGGAUGGGAGUUACACUGACUUGAAAAAAACUAGUGUAGAUUUCAAAUGUUUGCCUGGUGAAGAAUCUGUUCUUGCUGACAACUCUUUAGCUGAAGCAGCCAAGCCUUUUAGUGGGGUUGGUAAAAGAAUGCAUAUUCCAGACUUGAAAACAUUAGUUGGUGAGGAAAGAAGUAAUUUGAUAGUUAAUGCAGGUGAUGAAACAGAAACAGAUACGUCUGCUUGUGCUGAUAUCAAUUCUGGUGUCAGCUUCGAUCCUAAACCUGUUGGCCAUAUUGCUGGGACAGUUUUGUAUUCUGAUCCUGUGAAAGAAAUUGACUCCAGGAAGAUUUCUCAGCCAGUUGAUCUUUGUUUGGAUCUGGAUAUCCAAAGACUUGAAUUAUAUGCUCUACAGGCGGGAAAGGAUUCGCCUCUUGCCAAAUCAAAAGCUAUAGUGCCUAAGAGCAAGGGGACUGAUAUCAAGUGCCAUUUAAAUUGCAUAAAUCUGAAUUCCAAAGAAAAUAGUUCUGUCACCUCUGAGCUUCGUUCUGCUGUAGGGAGCUCAUCUCAUGGAGGCGUGAGCAUGAAAGAGAAUGAUGGGAAAGCUGAUGAACGGGUUAUAAAAACUAAUGAUGCAGUCUUGAAAGAGCUUGUAUGUGAAAACAAAAGUGAUCGGGAGUUAGCUUUUCUCACUUCAGCUAGACGUCAACAAUCAUUCUCCCUAAAAACAAGUCUCUCCGGGCCAAAAAGGAAAGUCAUUCAACUCAGCUUACCAGUUGAUAAUAAGUCUAAUGCUUUGAGAUUAGAUGAUGGAGUGAAAAGAUUUAAAGCUGUGAGGCUUGAUGAUUGGUAUAGACCUAUUCUAGAGUUCAAUUACUUUUUAACAGUUGGAUUGACAACUGAAGGUGCAGGAAAGAAUGAUAGUUUGAGUAAAUUAAAGGAGGUUCCUGUUCGUUUCCAAUCUGUUGAUGAAUAUGUUGAAAUUUUCCGUCCACUUAUAUUGGAGGAGUUUAAAGCACAACUGCAGAGUUCCUUUCAGGAGAUAACUUCUCUAGAAGAGAUGUCUUGCGGCAGUCUUUCUGUAAUGUCAGUUGAAAGAAUUGAUGAUUUUCACUUCAUUCGCUGUGUUCACGAGGAUGUUGAUUCAGCUGGUUCUAAAAGCUGCUCAGACAAUGAUCUUAUUUUGCUUACACGACAACCCCUGAGGAAUUCUUGUCCUGAUAUUCACAUCGUGGGAAAGGUGGAAAAACGUGAAAAAGAUUGUAAGCGUAGAUCAAGUAUCCUACUCAUCAGGUUGUACUUGCAAAAUAGACCUCAUCUGAUGCGAGCUCGAAAGUUUCUUGUUGAGCGAAGCAAAUGGUGCAUUAGUCGUCUAAUGACCAUAACUUCUCAACUCAGAGAAUUUCAAGCAUUGUCGGCUAUUAGGGGAAUCCCUUUGCUUCCUGUUAUCUUGAAUCCCACCAGUUACGAUCACUGUAAGCACUACGGUGAGAGUUUCAAUAAACUAUCUCGACCUUUGCAGCAAGUCCUCAAAACGGCAUAUAAUGACAGUCAACUGCAAGCUAUCAGUGCUGCUAUUGGACCUUUUGAUCCUAAAAAGGAUUUUCAAUUAUCCCUAAUACAGGGUCCUCCAGGUACCGGGAAGACCCGAGUGAUCGUGGCCAUUGUCAGUUCUUUGCUUGCUUUCUCCCAAGUGGACACCAAGGGAACAUCAAUUGGAGGUCCAAAGUCUACUGGAAUGUCUCGCACUGCUUCAAGACAGCGGAUUUGUCAAGCUGCAGCUGUUGCUAGGGCAUGGCAGGACGCAGCCUUGGCUAGACAACUUAACGAAGAUUUAGAAAAUGAUAAACCAAUGGGAAACUGUAGUAAAAGAAGAAUACUCAUUUGUGCACAAUCAAAUGCUGCUGUAGAUGAACUAGUGUCCAGGAUUACCAGUGAAGGCCUUUAUGGCAGUGAUGGGACGAUGUAUAAGCCUUAUAUCGUUAGAGUAGGUAAUGCGAAAACAGUUCAUCCUAAUUCAUUGCCGUUCUUCAUUGAUACACUUGUUGAUCACCGCAUAGCUGAGGAGAAAAUGAAUGCAACCGAUUCAACGAAUGAUGCCGACAAGGAUACUUUGACAUUCUUGCGGUCUAAUCUUGAGAAGUUGGUUGAUACUAUCAAAUGUUAUGAAGCUAAAAAAGCUAGUUUACGGGAUGGAAAUUCUGAUUCCAACUGUUUAUUGGAAGGAGACACUGAUAAAGCAGAUAAUGCAACGGAAUUGUCUGAUGCAGAAGUAGAAGCAAAGCUGAGAAUAUUAUAUGAAAAAAAGAAAUCAAUAUACAUGGAUCUCGCUGCUGCUCAGGCACGGGAGAAGAAAGCUAAUGAAGAAACAAAAGCUCUUAGACAAAAAUUACGGAGGGCUAUACUAAAAGAGGCUGAGAUUGUGGUGACUACACUGAGUGGCUGUGGUGGGGAUCUGUAUGGGGUUUGUGCAGCAUCUGUGUCCGGCCAGAGAUUUAGCAGUUCAUCCGAGGGUGUCCUCUUUGACGCAGUUGUGAUUGAUGAAGCUGCUCAAGCUCUGGAACCUGCUUCCCUCAUACCACUUCAACUCUUAAAAUCAAAGGGAACUAGAUGUGUGAUGGUGGGUGAUCCAAAGCAGCUUCCAGCCACGGUUCUCUCUAACAUUGCCAGCAAAUUUUCUUUCCAAUGUAGCAUGUUUGAACGCUUGCAAAGGGCUGGUUAUCCUGUCAACAUGCUCACACGGCAGUAUAGGAUGCACCCGGAGAUAUGCCGCUUUCCUUCUUUCCAUUUUUAUGAUGGUAAGUUGGUUGAUGGAGACCAGUUUUCCAGCAAAGUUGCAUCAUUUCAUGGGACUAAGGGCCUUGGUCCCUAUGUAUUCUUUGAUGUUGUGGAUGGGAAGGAGCUCCAUGAUAAAAAAUCUGGCACAUUAUCCCACUACAAUGAGUGUGAGGCUGAUGCUGCAGUUGAAGUGUUAAGAUUUUUCAAGAGGAGGUUCCCAUCUGAGUUUGUUGGUGGAAGAAUUGGUAUUAUAACUCCUUAUCGGUGUCAGCUUUCUCUACUACGCUCACGAUUUUCAAGUGCAUUUGGAUCUUCUAUCACUGCUGAAAUGGAGUUUAAUACAGUCGAUGGUUUUCAAGGUCGAGAAGUUGAUAUAGUUAUACUCUCCACAGUGAGGGCAUUUGAGGCAUGCUCGAAUGCAACACAGAUUAAUUCUAGCCGUAUUGGUUUUGUGGCUGAUGUAAGGCGGAUGAAUGUUGCUUUGACUAGGGCAAGGCUGUCUUUGUGGAUCAUGGGUAACGCAAGGACAUUGCGGACGAACCAAAACUGGGCAGCUUUAGUGAAGAAUGCAAAAGAAAGAGAGUUAGUGAUGUCACUUAAAAGACCAUAUAAUGCUACUUUUAAAUCAUAUGAUCUGGAGAAACAUUUGACUUUAGAGAAACCAGAAAACUAUUCAAGGAAGUUGAAGCAUGUUAAAGGGGCUGAAGCCACAUAUGAGCAUGCUGAUAGACAAAAGAAGAAUGUAAAGCAUGUGACAGAUAGGAAAAGAAAAGACACCAGCUUUGGAGCUCUAAUUGACACUGCAGUACGUGCUGAUCUGUCUGGAAAAAACGUUGAGGGAGAACAAAAAUCUAAAGAUGAAAGUAGUCUUUUGUUGAAAAAGGAUCUCGAUAAUUAUGAUGGCAGAAAUACCAAGGGUGUGCAUAUUUUACUCGGGGAAAAUCAAUCAGAAUCAAGUGAAAGUUGCGAAAAGAUCAGUAAGAAGCACAGGAAAGAGAGGAAAGUACAUGGGCAUCGCGGAAAACAAUGUGACAGCUUAGAGAGUAACUUGGGGAAUUCAAAGAAAUCAGGGAGUGAUAACCAUAAACAUUCUAUAUCUGUUGCAUCUGAAAAAGUUCAAGAACCUUUGGAACGCGAUGAUAAACUGCAGAAUACGAGAGGUUGGAAGAAGCCUGCUAAGACAACUCUUCUGCAGAAGGAUGUGGAAGAUGGGAUUGGAGCUUGUAAUCAGGUUAAAAAACCUGACCAUAUAAUAUCAGAGAGGAAGCAACAACGUGAUGCUGUUGAUGCUCUUCUUUCUUCAGCACUAAUAUCUUCGAACAAGUCUAGGUCUUCACUAAGAUCUUUGCCUGCUAAAAGGACGAGUUCACCAAAUGCUGGAGGCCCUCCAAUUAGACCACCGAAGCAAAAUAAGAGCUAGCUGCAACUUCUUAUGCAAGGACAGUCAAAUUCAUCAAGGUCGUCAAGAGUGAGAGGUCUGUUGGUUUUAGAGGGGCCGGUUGACACAUUUUGAGGUGUGCAGCGUGGAUAGUUUCCUUCUUCAGAGUUCCCAUUCAAUGUAGAUAUAGGAGUUCCUUUUUCUUUUUGUUGCAACAAGGUAAAGUGUGCCAUAGGAAAUCUUUAACAAUGGGAAAUGUGAUGUUGGAAAUUGUUCAAAAAUGAUCAUCCUGGCUAUGAUUGUUUCUCUGCAGAUGGAAUUUCAUGUAGAUCUGUGAAUCAAAAGGUCGAUGCCUGCAAAUUACUCCGAUUGCUUGUUACCAUUUCUUUUGUACAAUAAUGGGCUGAAUUGUCUAUUAUUUUUUCAGAA